This is a messenger RNA of Drosophila takahashii, 3657 nucleotides long. RefSeq names its product PAS domain-containing protein trachealess (gene trh). Gene Ontology annotation, biological process: regulation of transcription by RNA polymerase II. Gene Ontology annotation, molecular function: DNA-binding transcription factor activity, RNA polymerase II-specific; protein dimerization activity; RNA polymerase II transcription regulatory region sequence-specific DNA binding. NCBI's taxonomy places the organism in Eukaryota, Metazoa, Arthropoda, Insecta, Diptera, Drosophilidae. The record is from RefSeq and is a predicted model, not a curated record.
AUACGUAUUCCGUAUUCCGUAUUCAGCGUCAUCAGCUGCAGUUUCACGUACGCAGCUCUCGGCCGUGCAAGUGUGUCCGUAUAUCCGUUUUCGGCCAUCUCUCUCGCUCUUGCGUGUCCGUAAUUGGCAGGUUCUCACAACGUAGCCCCCGUAGUCAGUAAGCCCGUAACCCAUAGAACGUAACCCAAGAGACGUGCCAAGUGCCGUAGAUAAAUUAACUGGACGCGAAUGCGGCUCAUUUGAAUGCCAAUCGAUUGACGGCUAGUUUGCCGCUACCGAUCCCGAUCCGUAGUGCGUGACCCCAUAGUUCCGUCGCAGGAUAUCAGGAAGGAUAACUGAAGACACGUACCACACGUGCGUGUGUGCGAUUGUGUGUGUUCUGUGAUGCGGCCUUCAAAACGAAUGCCACGCCCCCUUCAAUCCGUGUCCCAUGAAAUCCCAGUGCAAUAACAAGUGAUAAAAGUGAAGAUAGAAAAUAAAAAUAAUUGAAAACUCCCUGAUAUCAUCAGGCCUUUAAGAAGAUAUAUCCCAACCACACAAACAUGUUGCCCUACCAGGCAGCCGUGGCCAUGGACUACGCCGGCUACCAAAGGCAGCCCACGCCAGGACAUCCGGGUAGCCACAUGGCCACCAUGGGCUCCCUGGGCAUGCCGGCGGUGCCCUUCACCCACAGCUGGAUGGUGCCCACACAGGACUUGUGCGGCAUGCCGCCGUACAACAAAAUGCCCGGCCACCAACAGCCAACGGGUCCUGGCAUGCACGCCCAGCAACAGCCCCUCGAACCCGGCAUCCUGGAACUGCGCAAGGAGAAGUCGAGGGAUGCGGCGAGAUCGCGUCGCGGCAAGGAGAACUACGAGUUCUACGAGCUGGCCAAGAUGCUCCCACUGCCGGCUGCGAUUACCAGCCAGCUGGACAAGGCCUCCAUCAUAAGACUGACCAUCAGCUACCUGAAGCUGAGGGACUUCUCCGGACACGGCGAUCCGCCAUGGACGAGGGAGGCCUCCAGCAGCAGUAAGCUCAAAAGUGCCGCCAUUCGUCGCAGUCCCGCUGUUGAUUUGUUUGAACAACAUCAGGGCACCCACAUAUUACAGUCCUUAGAUGGUUUUGCCUUGGCUGUGGCGGCAGACGGUCGCUUCCUGUACAUUUCCGAGACGGUGUCCAUCUACUUGGGCCUGUCGCAGGUCGAGAUGACCGGCAGCAGCAUCUUCGACUACAUCCACCAGGCGGAUCACUCGGAGAUCGCCGAGCAGCUGGGCCUGAGCCUCACGAGCGGCGGCGGCGGAGGAGGAGGCGGUGGAGCCGGAAGUUCCAGCAGCGGCGGUGGAGGCGGCGGAGCGGGAGUGGGCAUGGCCUCACCCACUUCCGGAGCCUCCGACGAUGGCAGCGGCACACAUGUUGCCGCCUCCAUGACCCAAGCUUCUACCGCUGGCUACAAGGGCUACGAUCGGAGCUUCUGCAUCCGGAUGAAGUCCACUUUGACCAAACGCGGCUGUCACUUCAAGUCUUCAGGCUAUCGGGCCAGCGAUGCAACGAGCAAUUGCAACAACGGUAACAAUGCUAGUAACAAUGCUAAAAACGUUAAGAAUCCGGGCUCAAACUAUUCGGUGGUUCUGCUGCUGUGUAAGCUGCGUCCCCAGUACACCUUCUCCCACAGUCGCAAGUCGCAGCCCCCGCUUUUAGGAAUGGUGGCCCUGGCCAUCGCAUUGCCUCCCCCUUCGGUGCAUGAGAUUCGGCUGGAGUGCGACAUGUUCGUGACCCGGGUGAACUUUGACCUGCGUGUGGCCCACUGCGAACCAAGGGUAUCCGAUCUGCUUGACUAUUCGCCCGAGGAUCUGGUAAACAAGAGCUUGUACUCACUGUGUCACGCCGAAGAUGCCAAUCGCCUGCGCAAGAGCCAUUCAGAUUUGAUCGAGAAGGGUCAGGUGCUGACCGGCUACUACCGACUGAUGAACAAGAGCGGUGGCUACACGUGGCUCCAGACCUGCGCCACCGUCGUCUGCAGCACCAAGAACGCGGAUGAGCAGAACAUCAUUUGCGUCAACUAUGUGAUCAGCAACCGGGAGAACGAGAACAUGAUCCUGGACUGCUGCCAACUGGAGCCCAGUCCAGAUAGCAUAAAGCACGAGGAGGGUCUGGGCAACGACAAGAGCAGUGGGUCGCCUGGAGGAGAUGGCAAUGGCAACGAGGGCAAUCUGAGUGCCGGGGACAUGAAGCUCAACUCACCGAAAACCACCGAUCCCGAGAAUCAUUCGCAUCGCGGCCGCGGGCGCAGUGCAGCCGCCUCGCACGGCAGCAGCCUGAAUAGCCUCACCAUGAUCAAGGACAGUCCGACGCCGCUGGGCGUGGAUAUCGGUGGUGAUUCGGGCGGGGUGCUGCCCACCACAGUGGCCACUCCAGUGCCAGCAGCCACGCCAGGCAUCAGUAAUUCCUCUUCGAGUGGAGCUGCAUCCACCAAGAGGAAGAGGAAAACAAAGGCUGCCCAGCAGGCCGAGGAUCAGGAUCAGCAGCAGGUGAUUCCCGAGCAGCCUCUUCCCAAACUACCAGCCAUGGAGCAGCGGGAUCAGUCGCAGCCCCGCAGUCGCUUGCCCUCGAUUGUGGACGAACAGCAGCAGCAGCCGGCGGAUUCGGCGGUCAAGGAUCUGGAGCAGGCCAUGUCCAAGCAUUUGCCCUCGCCGGCGGCAGUGGUGGCUCCUCCGAACACCGACUUCAGUGCCGACUCCCUGAUGAAGCAGCAGCAGCAGCAGCUGGAUCCCAACGAGAAGAGCAGCACCAUCCAGUGGAUAGGAGGACCCUACCAACAGCCUCCGCCGGCGCCCAUGCCGGCCACCGCUCUGCUCCGGCAGCUGUACGCCAACCGGGAGAGCGUCAUCCGGGCGACGGCCAGGCAAACGCCCACGGGAGGAGUCUUCUACGGCGACCACCAGCAGACGGGUCCGCUGCCCACGCCGCCGGGCAGUGAGUCCUCCUACGAGAAUCAAUACCUGCAGCUGCACUCGGCCUCCGCCGGCGGAGGAGGAGGCGUCGGAGUUCAUCCCGGUGGCCAGAAGACCUCCGCCGAUGCCUUCACCAAUCUCGUGUCCACCUACGGUGGCUAUCACUCAUCCAUCGAUUACCACAACGCCAUGACCCCGCCCAGUUCGGUCUCCCCCCGGGAUUCCAAUCAGCCGGGCAAGGCUGCUCCUGUCCUGACCUCCAACGGUGGCUAUGCCGACUACGCACCCGAUCCCCUGCGUGGUCAGUAUGUGAGCACAUCCUCGGGAGACGUUGUGCCCGCCACGCUGCCGCUGAAACCGCAGGCCUCCUACACGGCCACCAUGCAUCCCUCGGGCAGCACAACCACCGAGGGUGGGGUGACCUACAGCAAUCUCGACCAGCCGCAGUACUUUGCUCCGCACUCGAGCUUUCAUCUGUACCACAAGGGCAGCCCGGCCAGCGGCUGGUACUCCACGCCCUCCUAGGUGACAGACGAUCAGGUUCCGCAGUCCUGUCAUCAGGAUCAAUACCACCACUACCAUCACCAGGAUGCAGCUGCGGGAUCCGGGGGCAACCAGGCGGCGGCUGGGGAGCGAUGGGACUUCGUGGGGGCGCUGGGCAAGGUAGCCAGGAUGUUCUUCAGCGCCAGGAAGGGGAAUCCGGGAUAGAGGGGAGGUGCUAAAG